Alternaria novae-zelandiae is the source of this 1020-nucleotide messenger RNA. RefSeq lists its product as uncharacterized. Bases 1 to 1020 code for a protein of 339 amino acids. NCBI's taxonomy places the organism in Eukaryota, Fungi, Ascomycota, Dothideomycetes, Pleosporales, Pleosporaceae. The transcript has a single exon. The record is from RefSeq and is a predicted model, not a curated record.
AUGCCUUCCGCAAUUCAAGCCGCUGCCAUCCUUGGCGCCUUUGCUGCCUCCGUCAGCGCCCACGGUCACCUUUCUGCCAUCAAGGUUGACGGCAAGGACUUCACUGCCUACGACCCGUCUUUCCAGUACCAGACCCCCUCCCCCGAGGUUAUUGAGUGGUCCUGCCCCGAGUGCCUCGACAACGGUUUCGUCGACCCCUCCAUGUACGACGAUGCCACCAAGAUUGCCUGCCACAAGGACGCCACUGCUGGCGCAAAGGUUGCUACUGUCGCCGCUGGUGGCAAGCUCGACAUCUCGUGGACCACCUGGCCCGAGUCCCACGUCGGCCCCGUCAUCGACUACCUCGCCAAGGUCGACGAUGCCACCAAGGCCAAGUCUACCGACCUUGAGUUCUUCAAGAUCGAUGCUGCUGGCUUCGAGGACGGCAAGUGGGCUUCUGACAAGCUCAUCGCCAACAACAACACCUGGACCGUGACCGUCCCCGACAGCAUUGCCCCUGGUCAAUACGUUCUCCGUCACGAGAUCAUUGCUCUCCACUCCGCUGCCCAGGAGAACGGUGCUCAGAACUACCCCAAGUGCAUCAACAUCGAGGUCACCGGCUCCGGUACCGCUACCCCCAAGGGUACUCCGGCUAACAAGCUCUACACUGCCACCGACCCUGGUAUCAAGGUCAGCGUCUACGGCGGUGACAUGUCCAGCUACGAGAUGCCCGGUCCCGCUCUGUUCGACGGUGCCAGCUCCGGCUCCGGCUCUGACAACGCUUCCGCGCCCAAGCCUUCUGCCUCUGCUCCUGCCUCGUCCGCCCCUGCCUCUUCUGCCUCUGCUGCUCCUGCUGCCACCAGCUCGGCCGCUGUCGCCGCUGUCUCUACUCCCGCUGCCUCUGCUUCGGCCCCAGCUCAGACCGGCAGCGCCAGCCUCGACAAGGAGUUCACCCUCGACACCUUCAUCUCCUGGCUCGAGGAGAAGGCUGGCUCUUCCAGCCAGAAGGUCCGCCGCCACCCCCGCGCUUUCCGCGUCUAA